AAACGUACCUGUUGGCUUUUGUUGAUUAAAACAGCAAAUUUUCCCAAAUUUCCACACCAGCGAUGUGAAAUUUCUGGACCGUACGGCCAAGAAACGUCAGAAUCAGCUGUUUGUAAACAAACGAACCCUUUCAUAAAGCAAGCUGCCCAGUUUGGCAAGGCUAAAUGCUCCAAGUGAUCAAAGCAGUUAUUGGAAGACCGUGUAAAUAUACAGCCUGGCAGACAACCGGAACGUUUAGUAGCAUGUCCAAAAAAUCCAACAAAACAGCUGGCGGCAAACAUUCUAAAGCGGAAAAAAAUGAGACAAACUGCACGCAGGCUCCGAUUGGUCCUGUGCUGGUAGAUGCAAAGACUGGAAACUUGAUAGUUAAGAUAUUGGCCAAACCGGGAGCAAAAACGAGCGGAAUUACUGAUGUUAAUGAGGAAGGAGUUGGAUGCCAAAUAGGCGCUCCUCCAAUCGAUGGUGAAGCCAACACGGAAUUGAUUAAAUAUCUUUCAAAACUGCUUGAUCUACGCAAGAGCGACAUAAGUCUCGAUCGUGGAUCCAAAUCACGCCAGAAGACGAUCGUGCAAGAUAAAGCUGGUUGUCGGCAUAGCCCGGAACAGUUAAUUGCUAUAUUUCGCAACGAAGCGUCCGCCGGAAUGUAGCCAAUCACGGCAGCUCAUCACAAUACAGUGUGGGUUUACAUUCAUAAUCGCAAUGUGUAGAAAUGUAGUUCUGAUACUGAUUUCGGAUAAUGAAGAUUUCGAACCAAAAGCAGAGCGGACAAUAGAGAAAUAGGACAUCUACAAACGAUUUUCGUAAUUUAUGGAUAUUACGUACAAAUAUGUUUUAAGCUACUUGGGAUAGGAUUUAAGACCAUGGUAGCUAAGCUAUAAGCAGAAUGUAAGACGAAAAAAAAAAAUAUCUGUAAUAUAUUUAUUUCUUAAACUUUGAUCUCAUUUCGCUAUUGAACAUCAUACAAUGCAUCAGGGACGUGUGUGCCUGUAUCGCUCUGUCCGCAUCACGUAUGCCACGUGAAAUCUUUUGACGAAACUUCACAACUCCAAUAAACAAGCGAGUCCCGAAUGAGAAUAUAAAUUGUUGUGUGAUAAACAGAUAAAAACAAUUUCCUUGUGGUUAAAUAAGACUACUUCCUAUACCCUUGCCCGGGAUAUAAUGCAAGUAGUGGUGCUUCAUUUACUAUAUGCAUUAAAAAUGGAAACGGACAGUGGAGUGGCAAUACCUAAACAAAAAAAAACACAAACAGUGGAAUUAAAAUUGAACAACAAUCGUUAGCCUUUACGAACUUUACACACUAGAAUAUUUCGUGGCCAGCGUUUUAAACAAUACAACGUUACGCUAAUUGCAACAGAACGAAAGGAUUUUUCCGACUUGACACCAAUAAAUAACUUGGGUAUUGUUUGAAACACUGAAGCUCUGCUGGAAGAUAGGAGUAAUAUAGUGCUCACUUAAAAAAUGCGUUUCUAUUCGUUGCAAGUCGGAA
Anopheles moucheti is the source of this 1486-nucleotide messenger RNA. Its product is annotated as UPF0235 protein C15orf40 homolog. Gene Ontology annotation, cellular component: cytoplasm. The coding region runs from base 165 to 647 and encodes 160 amino acids. The transcript has 3 exons. NCBI's taxonomy places the organism in Eukaryota, Metazoa, Arthropoda, Insecta, Diptera, Culicidae. The record is from RefSeq and is a predicted model, not a curated record.